CUAUUUAUUAAUCAACAUCACCUCCGUCUUUUCUCUGAAACUUUCACUUGCCUUCUUCGUCUUCUUCUUCUUCUUUGGCUGCUGCUCCUUGCUCCUGCUCUACUGCUCUACUGCUACUCUUUUUUUCCACAGAUAGAAAAUCAAGAAAUCUGCCAUAAAAAGAAAGACAGAAAGUUAAUUGAUUUUUAUUCAACUGAUUAUUAAAUUAAAAUGGAAGAUGAUACAUGGAGCUUUGGUCUCUCCACUUCUUCUUCAAGAAGCUAUCAAUCUGCUCUCAAGUCUCUUUCUGAUCUUUGUAUUGAUUUUGAAGAUAUAGAAGAAGAAGAUGAUGAUUUAAGGACGGAGUAUCCGUGUCCUUAUUGUACAGAUGAUUUUGAUUUAGUUGAAUUGUGCUUCCAUAUCGAUGAAGAACAUUAUUUAGAAGCCAAGUCAGGGGUAUGCCCUGUUUGUUUCACCAAGGUGGGAAUGGAUAUGGUUGAUCACAUAACAACAGAACAUCGAACCAUUCACAAGAGUUUGCAAAAAUUGAAACUUGGGAGAGUAGAAUCACACUCAAAUUAUUCUUUUCUGAAGAAGGACUUAGAGGAUGGGUAUUUGCAAUCAUUACUUAGCGGAUCAUCCUCGGUGGUUUCUUCCUCCAACUUGGCACCUGAUCCAUUAUUGUCAUUUAUUUGCAAUGUAUCCCCUGCUGAGAAGUAUGAUAGUGUACAGCCUAGUUGUUCAAGUAAAGCAACCAUAGAAGAGAAAAGUUCAGAUGAGAAACUGUUGGAAAGGAAUGAUCACAUAUCACCUUUGUCGGAUGAGGAGCACAUGGAGAAGGCAAAGAGAAGUGAGUUCGUACAGGGACUGUUAUUGUCCACCAUAUUCGAUGAUGGCCUAUGAUGAAACAUGGUAUAAGCGUUGUUGAUGUCAACUUGAGAUUAUAACAAAACAAGUCUAUUUUCAAUGCUGUCUAUGUUGAAUAUACCUUGACCAAGAGAGCUAGAUUAGAUGCAGCACUGAAUUGUAUCCCACAAUUGUAUGGAAUCCGUAAGGCCAGAUCGGAGCCAGAAUUUUAUGUACUUUAAUUUUCAAAGCUCCUUGUGCUUAAUUGAAAUUUAGGUUAUUCUUCUA
Messenger RNA from Populus trichocarpa (black cottonwood), 1113 nucleotides. Its product is annotated as protein DEHYDRATION-INDUCED 19 homolog 6. The coding region runs from base 211 to 882 and encodes 223 amino acids. The record is from RefSeq and is a predicted model, not a curated record. Lineage: Eukaryota; Viridiplantae; Streptophyta; Magnoliopsida; Malpighiales; Salicaceae. The transcript has 5 exons.